AUGAACACCCCACUUCCCCUCAACACCGGCGCCUCCAUCCCCGCCCUGGGCCUCGGCACCUGGCAAUCCCAGCCCGGUGAGGUCCAAAAGGCCGUUGCGCACGCGCUGUCUGUCGGCUACAAGCACAUUGACUGUGCCUAUGUCUACGGCAAUGAGGACGAGGUCGGCGAGGGCUUGAAGAAGGCCUUUGACUCGGGCGUCAAGCGCGAGGACAUCUUCAUAACCACCAAGCUGUGGUGCACCUACCACUCGAGAGUGGAGGAGAACCUCGACUUGAGCUUGAAGAGCCUUGGUCUCGACUAUGUGGAUCUCUAUCUCAUACACUGGGGCGUUGCGAUGAACCCAAAGGCUGACCGGUCAGGCAAUGACCCCAAGUUCCCCAAGCUCCCCGAUGGUUCCCGCGACAUCGACCACAGCUGGUCGUUCAUCGACACGUGGAAGCAGAUGGAGAAGCUGCUCCAGACCGGCAAGGUCAAGGCCAUUGGCGUCGCCAAUUUCAGCGUGCCCUACCUGGAGAAGCUUCUCCCGGAGGCCACCGUCGUUCCCGCUGUCAACCAGAUUGAGAACCACCCCUACCUUCCGCAGCAGGAGAUUGUCGACUUCUGCAAGACCAAGGGCAUCCAUGUCACUGCGUACAGUCCUUUCGGUAGCACCGGCAGCCCCAUGUUCAGCGAGGAGGGUGUCAGCGAAGUCGCAAAGAAGCACAAGGUCUCGCCCGGUACCGUCCUUUUGAGUUACCACGUCGCUCGUGGAAGCUCCGUCCUCGCCAAGUCGGUCACUCCAUCUAGGAUAGAAGAGAACAGGGCCAUCAUUAAGCUAGAUGACUCGGACAUGGAGGCGCUGGAGAGCAUCCACAAGAAGAAGGGUCUGACGCGAUUUAUUUACCCCGCUUUCGGCGUCAACUUUGGCUUCCCGGACAAGCAGUAG
Messenger RNA from Aplosporella prunicola CBS 121167, 927 nucleotides. RefSeq lists its product as uncharacterized. The transcript is spliced from 4 exons. The coding region runs from base 1 to 927 and encodes 308 amino acids. Lineage: Eukaryota; Fungi; Ascomycota; Dothideomycetes; Botryosphaeriales; Aplosporellaceae. Gene Ontology annotation, cellular component: cytosol. Gene Ontology annotation, molecular function: aldose reductase (NADPH) activity. The record is from RefSeq and is a predicted model, not a curated record.